This is a messenger RNA of Hydatigera taeniaeformis, 2871 nucleotides long. NCBI's taxonomy places the organism in Eukaryota, Metazoa, Platyhelminthes, Cestoda, Cyclophyllidea, Taeniidae. The record is from the annotation of a GenBank genome assembly.
AUGUUACCUGGCUCGUUGAAGUGUUGCGGCUGCGGUGGGGGUACUUUUUGUGUCGACGAAGUAUCGGGACAGUAUGUUUGCGCAUCUUGUUGGCAAGUCUCGGACUUUUUCGAGGGAGUUGAUCAGAGUCAUGAAUGUUCUGGUAGUCGAUAUGGUCUUCGGGUCGUCAGCACCGGGGAUAGUUUUUCACAAAGGAGUGCUCCUUACGGUUCUGCCCUCUCGGAAGGGGAGAUCCAAAAUGCUUCUUGUGCGUUUGACCUCCCUAUAUCGGCAUCGUCCACCAAGCAAAGCGGACGCAAGGCACAUGGAGGUAGCAGUGCUGACCAUGCAGCGACGGUGCUAUCUUCAAUAAUAGUUAAUGAGAGGCAUUUUAAUCGUAAAGGUCUGCGGAGUUGGCGUAUGAGUGAAGCAUUUACUGUAAGAAGGAAUUUGGUUUCCAUUUGUGACUGCUGGCAUAGUGAAUGUCAUUAUUACUCCUCCUUAAACCCAAGACUAGUUCAGCAAAAGUUUUUCCAUCAUGGACUUUUAUUGCGAAAUCAACUAAGGGCUCUUAUUUGUGCCCAUCUGACCCCUGAACCAGCUUCUUUUCCUGGCUUUGUUGAUCGAUUCACUUCAAUUGCAAACACUCUCUGGACCAACUACCUGGGUGCUACAGGUGAGUUGGGUGGAGAUCUUUGGGCCUUGUCGUUUCGUCGAAUGCUAGCAGCCUUGGAAUUGACUUUGGAGUCUAGAAGAGCCUACAUACAUCACUGCAAUCCCGAGAGGAGGAGUGGAGCCAGCCAAGUGCUUCCUCGCGUUGGUAGGACAGGUGGGAAGGGUAGCCUGCACUUGACCCACAUCCUGGAGUCCAAUCUGGGAUUUGGAUUCUGUUGGAUUGGUUGGGGCUCUCUGUACUGCCCAGACGAAUCGGAAAACGCUAACAACCCUCUAUUCCUUUUCGAAAUGAACAUGGAUCAGGAAACUUCGUUUUCGGUGAAAUGCUCAAGUGAAGACGAUGAAGAUUUGGACUCUGUGUACGAGGCACCGCCCCAAAAGCGUCCAAGGCGACUAAUUUUGCUGCCGCAGGCGCAACAAGUUCCGGAGGAUCAAGAUGGCUUGCUUAACGAUUUAGCAAACCUCUCAAAGAUGUGGAAGAAGAUUCUCACUGAAAACUUGAUAAAAAAGCAUCCCAGAAGCGAAAUAUUUUGGCACGGGCAUUUGGGUAAAAACAGGUCGAAUUGGUUACUUGAAUACAACCUGGGUAUACUAUUCCUUGCGGCCUUUCUCACUUUGACUGUUAUAAACUCAAGGAAGAUACCAAUCUGUCGGCAUGACUUCUUAACUCUGCAUGACCUAUCAUGUCUCUGUCAAGACAGGGAUAAAUUUCCCUACUUGCUGGCAGAUCGGUGGGUGUCAAACCAUUUUGCUUCAUUCAAUCCCAAUAUCCAGAAAUCUCUUAAAAGACCUUUGAUGCCUGAUCCUCUCGUUCUUGCUGGUGUCACUGUUCACCUCAUAAAUAUGCUUGGCAUCACGGAACGGCCGAGACUUCCAUUGUGCUCACUUGUGCAUCGGUUGCUGCGAAAAAUGACGUUUCCUCCUGAGGCUCACCAAAUAGCCAAUUCUUUGGUUAAAAGGUUGGCUCGGUGUGUGGAAAAUAAUGCUGCCGAGAGGAAGGCUGGAAUGCACUACUUUCUUCCUCUUCAGCGCUACCUUCGUGGAGAAGUUUUUGCCAUGGCCAUAGUCACCAUAACUGGACGUCUGCUCUUUAAGUUGGAUGGCGACUUUGAGCAUAGAUGGAGUAAAGUAGCGCGUUUUCUCGCCAAACAUCCUCAAGAAACUGCGCUUCUUGAGGAGGUGCUUAGUGAGGGUGCGCAAACGGGACCAAAGUGUCGUACUGUGCCCUUUGAUUGGUCUAGCUGGGUAUGCAGGCUUCCCAAUGGUCCCCCAAGUCUUCGCAGGCUGCGUUCUCGCUUCUCCAACGGCGAUGCGCCCCUCAACGCAGCGCUAACCCAUUCCCAUUUAGUACGGACGGCAAGGAAUACUAAGGAGUUUUUGGGUACGGCGUCCUCCUUCGAUCCUCAAGUUGAUGAAGGGUGGGGUGAAAAGCACGGCAGUGCUAGAUGUCACGGUUCGGCAAGUUGUUCAAACUUUUUUGCAUUUAAGAAAGUAACGAAGCUAAACCUGACGAAGUCACUCAUGCAGUUGAUUGGCCACUCCUUUACAACGAAUGAUAGUAUUGAAAUGCCUCGGAGAGACACGGAACUCCAAUCACUACCCUGUAAAUCAUGCGCCCACAGCAAAAAACAUGCGAUUUUCUGGAGAGCUAGCGAUCAGGUGGAAGAUGCCAAGUGGGCCGACCAGAACUGUGAUGCUCUUGUACGAGCUUACCGGUUUAUUCAACAGAAGAAGAUACCAGCCUCGGAACUGUUGAACAAGGUACAUCCGCCUACGUCAAAAUUCGACGACAUUCGCAUGGAGUGGCUGCGCGUUCUGGAGAGCUUCGAUUCAUAUGAUCCUAUUAGCGGAAUCGACUUUACCGUGGACUUAGACAAGACCUCAUCUCCAACUGCCCCACCGCCGACGGUAAUGAAAUUCGCCAGAGACUAUAAGGAACAGGUACUGGACUUUCUUUCGGGAAAGAAUGUCAUCUCCAGCGCUGCUACUAACGAUUCGACCGCUCAUACAGAGGCUAGCAGUUUGGCCAAUGCGUCCCUGCAUUGGUUUCUCAAAACGGCUAGUUCAAUGUGUGGAGCGAAAUUGCCCCAGCUUCUAAGGGAGAUCGAGUGUAUUGAACACCUUCUCGGAUGGUGGCCUGGCGAAGCACUGAAAAGCCAGACAAAGCUACGGAACCUAGCCCUUGCCUUUCACUUUGACUAUACUGUAUGCGAAUGA